Nannochloropsis gaditana CCMP526 is the source of this 524-nucleotide messenger RNA. RefSeq names its product traf2 and nck-interacting protein kinase-like protein. Gene Ontology annotation, molecular function: ATP binding; protein serine/threonine kinase activity. The record is from RefSeq and is a predicted model, not a curated record. The transcript has a single exon. Gene Ontology annotation, biological process: protein phosphorylation. Gene Ontology annotation, cellular component: cytoplasm. The annotation marks the transcript as partial.
AGGGAGAAGUAGCCGAAGAGGCCACGCAAGCGGACGGACGCAAGGCCACAGCCCCAGUCCCAAGCACGCCGCCUCUCAAAGGGCGUUGGAGCAUUAAGGGUGACAUCUGGAGCUUUGGGCUCUCGCUCUGGGCCAUCGCAGAAGGCAAGUGUCCGUUCGCCCACGUGGCAGACGAUGAGGUCCUGAUUGCGGCCAGUGUGAUUGACGAGCCGGCCCCUCGGAUUUCCGAACGGUUCUCGCCGGAGUUUCGGGAUUUUAUCGAGGCGUGCUUGCGCAAAGAUCCGCAUCGACGGGACUCGGCUGACAUUCUCUUGCAGCAUCCGUUCAUACGGUCCAAGGCCUACGUGCACCUCAACGAGCGGGAACUCGAGAACGUUGCGGAUAAAGUCACCCUCUACUUCCAAACCCACCCCGCCAAGGCAUUGCUUACCCCUGUCAUGGUCCGGACAUUGGCGGAGGAGAUCCAUUUGGAUGAGCGAUACGUGGGGGAGCACCUAAGAGAGGCCCUGGCCGGUCUCCCCUAC